Messenger RNA from Drosophila bipectinata, 1041 nucleotides. It is a transcript of the gene Rpe, whose product is annotated as ribulose-phosphate 3-epimerase. The record is from RefSeq and is a predicted model, not a curated record. Gene Ontology annotation, cellular component: cytosol. Gene Ontology annotation, molecular function: D-ribulose-phosphate 3-epimerase activity; metal ion binding. Lineage: Eukaryota; Metazoa; Arthropoda; Insecta; Diptera; Drosophilidae. Gene Ontology annotation, biological process: carbohydrate metabolic process; pentose-phosphate shunt, non-oxidative branch; pentose-phosphate shunt.
AAAAAAUAUAAAAAUGUUUGAAAAUAUUUACACAAAACUCCAAAAAUUCUUCAAAUUUUGAAUUGCCGCUUUUGAGGUUCAUGUCACGCUGCCAUCGCUAAAGUUAUCGUAUCUUUUUCAAAUGUUCCGAGCUCCAGCUCCCCUCUGCGUGACCUCCAGGCGUCAAGACGGCGUCCAUACCCCGUGUAGUUGUCCGCCUGCUAAGUAGCUGUGCCAGCAAGAUGCCCGUCCAAGCCAAGAUCGGCCCCAGCAUUCUCAAUGCAGAUCUCUCCAACCUGGCCAACGAGUCCCAGAAGCUACUGGACAAUGGCGCCGAUUAUUUGCACCUGGACGUGAUGGACGGAAACUUUGUGCCGAACCUUACCUUCGGUCAUCCCAUGGUCAAGAGUUUGCGCAACAAGAUCAAGACGGCCUUCUUUGAGACGCACAUGAUGGUUCAGAAUCCGGAGCAGUGGAUUGAGCCCAUGGCCGAUGCGGGUGUCAAUCUUUACACGUUCCACACCGAGCCGGUGGACGAUGUGGCCAAGGUCAGCCGCCAGGUGCAGGAGGCCGGCAUGAAGGUGGGCCUGGCCAUUAAGCCGGGCACUGAUGUAAAGGACAUUGAAAAGUACAUAGACUUGGCCGACGUGGUGCUGGUGAUGACCGUGGAGCCUGGAUUUGGAGGUCAGUCCUUUAUGGCCGACAUGAUGCCCAAGGUGGAGUGGCUUCGUGAGAACUAUCCGAACCUGGACAUUGAGGUUGACGGCGGAGUUGGACCCAAAACGAUUGAGUGCUGUGCCAAGUCCGGAGCCAACAUGAUCGUCUCAGGAACGGCCGUGGUGGGAGCCUCUGACCAGGGUCAAGUCAUCCGGCAGCUGCGCGAUGUGGUGCAGAGCUACCUCAAGUGAAGAGAAUUUUUAUUAGCCAUAGUAUUAAGCUGAAAUUUAUAUAAGUGUUGACAGUAAACUAGAUGAGGAGGAGGACUAAAAGACAUUUAGAACCGCAAUUAUGUUUUUAUACAUUUAUUUUCCAACAUUCAUAUAAUAUAUGUGUGUAAGUAUA